Molecule: messenger RNA, 11266 nt
Organism: Leucoraja erinaceus (little skate)
Lineage: Eukaryota; Metazoa; Chordata; Chondrichthyes; Rajiformes; Rajidae
Gene: med1
Product: mediator complex subunit 1
Exons: 17
Coding region: 6-4889 (1627 amino acids)
Biological process (GO): regulation of transcription by RNA polymerase II; cellular response to thyroid hormone stimulus
Cellular component (GO): mediator complex
Molecular function (GO): nuclear thyroid hormone receptor binding; nuclear retinoic acid receptor binding; nuclear vitamin D receptor binding
Source: RefSeq, a predicted model, not a curated record
GCAAGAUGGCGGCGCUGCAGGGCUUCCCCGUCUCCGUCUCGUACGGUCACAGCGGCGCCGUGGAGCCGCCCGCCGGCCCGCAGCCCCCGCAGCCCCAGCCCCAGGCCCAGCAGCCCCAGCCCCAGCCCCAGCCCCUGGCCCAGCCCCCGCCGGCCCAUCCACAGCCGCCAGCGCUCGCCGACCGCAGCAAGGAGGAGGUGACAGAAGCCGAGAAGUUGAGUAAAAUGAACUCUUUGCUGGAGAAGCUGCAUACAAAAUAUAGUCAAACAAGGCCCUGGUCCGAAACGGCAAAACUUGUUCGACAAGCUAUGGAGAAACGUAAUAUAAUGAACACAGGGGGCCACCAGCAUCUUAUUGCGUGUUUGGAGACCCUGCAAAAAGCACUUAAAGUAAUGUCUUUGCCAUCAAUGACAGACCGUCUGGAGUCGAUUGCCAGACAGAACAGCCUUGGUUCACACUUGAGUCCUUCGGGUACUGAAUGCUACAUCACGUCAGACAUGUUCUAUGUAGAGGUGCUGCUGGAUCCAUCGGGGCAAGUCUGUGAUGUCAAGGUGGCACACCAUGGAGAAAAUCCUGUGAGCUGUCAGGAGCUGGUGCAGUAUCUGAGAGAGAAGAAUUUUCUCGAGUUCUCAAAACACCUUAAAGGCCUUGUCAACCUAUACAAACUUCCCGGAGACAAUAAGCUGAAAACUAAAAUGUACCUGGCUCUGCAGUCCCUCGAGCUUGAUCUUUCAAAGAUGGCUCACAUGUUCAGAUUAGCAACAAAUGCAAGUAACCUUGAUACAAUACUCCAAGGAAAUGUUGGCUAUCUUACACCGAGGAGUGGUGGACACUUAAUGAACCUGAAGUACUAUGUCUCUCCGUACGACGUGUUUGAAGAUGGAACUGGUGCUCCUCUGAACCUGAAUGAGAACGUUCCGCGAUCCUUGGGCAUGAAUGUGUUUGUGACGAUUGAGGGCCCCACGGCAAUGUGCAAGCUGCCGAUAGCUCCCCUGAUCACUGGCUCCCACCCCACGGACAACAAAGGCACGCCUUCCUUCUCUCCUGUGACUAAUGCCAACAGUGUGGACCUCCCAGCCUGCUUCUUCCUAAAGUUUCCGCAGCCAAUACCUGUGUCAGCUUUUUGCAUUCAGAAACUUCAGAACUUCUUAGGUAUCCCCCUCUUUGAUCCUCCAACCACUCUAGUUCCACUCUAUGAAUUGAUUACACAAUUUGUACUUUCUGGAAAGGACGGCAGUACUUCAACUUUGAAACACAACAUGCGGUUUUAUGCUUCUUUACCAGGCCAACAGCAUUGCUAUUUUUUGAACAAGGAUGCCCCAAUCCACGAUGGGAGAUGUUUGCAAGGAGCGCUGCUUCAUAAAAUCCCUUUCAGGCACCCAGGCCAAGUGCCUCGGGUUCUGGAAUUUCUCCGACACCAAGUGGCGUACAACAUUCUAAUUGGGAGCUGUGUGAAGAGGACUGUGCUGAAGGAAGAUUUACCUGGUCGUCUGCAGUUUGAGGUGUGCCCACUGACCAACACCAGCUUCAGCCUCUCCUUCCAGCAUCCAGUCAAUGACUCUCUCGUGUGCGUUGUGAUGGAUGUAUUGGAUUCCAGGCAAGUGUGCUGCAAGCUCUAUAAAGGACUUUCUGAUGCCCUCAUCUGUACUGACGACUUCAUUACCAGAGUGGUGCAGCGAUGUAUGUCUAUCCCAGUGACGAUGAGGGCAAUCCGCCGCAAGGCAGAGACCAUCCAAGCGGACACCCCAGCCCUGCCCCUCAUUGCCGAGACAGUGGAGGACAUGCUGAAGAGGAAUCCCCCUCCGCCCAGCAGCCCCGGCUACAGCACCCAGCUGGGCAACAACAACCCACCCAGUGACACCACCACUACGCCAACCAGCACCUUUCCUGGGCCCAACUCCACCAUCUUCAACAUGCAGGGCAUGAAGGAAAGGCAUGAAUCUGGACACGGGGAAGAUUCCUUUAAAGUGAACCAGAACCCGAUCCUGACCAGCUUGUUGCAAAUUACAGGGAGUGUUGGUUCAUCCAUUGGGUCAAGCCCCACGCCCCCUGGUCACACACCUCCGCUGGUUUCUUCCCCUGCGAGUAAUACCAAAAACCACCCCAUGCUGAUGAACCUGCUCAAGGACAACCCCAGCCAAGAUUUUUCCACCCUUUACAGCAGCAGCCCUUUGGAGAGGCAAAAUUCCUCUUCCAGCUCCCCACGAAUCGACGUGGCUUCGGGCAGCACCAAACAGAAGAAGAAGAGGACUCGGUCUCAGACGGAUAAACCCAAGCAACCUCAGACCGAGGAAGACUUCCAGAGAGAGCUUAUCUCCAUGGACUUCGACGCUCCGAACAGUGUCUUUGACGUCAACAUGCCCGGCGAUACUUUGGACACCCCGCACAUCACCCCUGCCCCCAGUCAGUGCAACACUCCGACAACAUACCCUGGCACAGUUGCACACUCGCAGCAGUCCACCAUGCAGAGGAUGGCACGCCUGUCUAGCACGGACAGUAUUGGAGCUGACGUCACAGAGAUUCUGUCCGACAUAGCGGAGCAAACAAAGCUGGCCACCCCCACCGACAAUUGUCCGUCCGUCGGCACCCCUGUCCGUGAUUCCGUGAAUUCAUCCCACGCCGCUGUGAACAGCACUUUUGAUGCAGACGUUUUUCAGGCUGGAAGCAACGAGAACACAUACACUGACCCUGCGGACCUAAUAGCAGAUGCCACCGCCACUCCCACCAGUGACUCCUCUAACCAGUUUUUUCCCGACGGAGUAGAUUUUUUAUUGGAAAAUCAAAGCGGGAACAAUUUUGUGAGCGGAUACUUUGACGAGAGCAGCCAGGGCGGAGACAUGGAUGACAUGAAGAGUUUCCCCCCGCCAGCGUCUGCCUCCAUGAGCGUGCAGGCGAUGGGCGGUGACGGCGGGGAGCGCUCCAAAGGGAGCAGCCACGCGGACAUGGUGGAUUUUAGUAUGUUUACCAACAACAACAAGUCGCUGGGGCCGCCCGACGGGAUGGAACACACAGGAAACCAGAGCCCCUUGCUGAGCACCGUGGAGGUUGCAAAAGUGGACAAGUCUCAAAAGCAGCGACCUGCCAAGGAAGGAAACGGCGGCGGGAGCAACAGCUUACCCGGGAUGACCAACGACAGUAAACCCGGCAAGCGCACCCGCACUCCGUCCAGCGAUGGCAAAAACAAGGAAAAGCCCCCGAAGCGCAAGAAAACCGACUCGGAAAACAAGUCUCCAUCUCACAGCGUGUCUAGUAGGCCUUUCACACCACCUGCCAGCACCACCGGUUCCAAAUCCCCUGGCAGCUCUGGCAGGUCACAGACUCCACCCAGUGUGGCCACCCCUCCAAUCCCCAAAAUUACCAUUCAGAUCCGCAAGGAGAUGGUCGGAAAAUCGUCCUUGCACAGUCAGUUUGGUUCGGGCCCUUCGUCCAGCAGCAAAAGUCACCACUCUCAUUCCUCCAAUUCCUCUUCCGGCAAAUUGAAAAGCAACAAGUCGGAGAGCUCUUCCAGUUCCAAAAUGAGCAGCGGCAGCCUGUAUCCAGGGCAAGGCAGCGGCAGUUCCAGCCAGUCCAAGAGCUCGUCUCAGUCCAUGGGAAAACCCAGCUCCUCUCCAGUCACCAAGCACGGUUUGACCAGCAGUGGCAGCUUGUCCAGCAACAGCAGCAGCAAAAUGAAGCCCCAGGUCAAGUCGUCCUCGUCUCUUGCUAAUCCAUCCGGAGGAAAGCCCAGCGUCUCUCCCUCCCACUCCAGACCGUCGGGCAACUCCGAGAAGCUUUCAUCGCCACUGAAGCCCAUUCCGGGAACUCCGCCAAUGAAGGCCAAGUCUCCAGUCAGCUCGGGCUCAGGAAGCUCUCACAUGUCUGGGUCUAGCUCCAGCUCAGGCAUGAAGCAGUCUUCUGGCAUGACAUCCUCCGGUUCCUUGAACCAGAAACCUCCAGCUUCCUCGUCCUCCUCCUCUGCUUCCUCAAUGUCUUCAUCUCAAAACGCCCACGGAAAUCUAAUCAAAGGGAAGUCUCCCAGUCGGACCAAGAAGCCGUCUUUGACGGCAGUGAUUGAUAAGUUGAAACAUGGCGUGGGUGGUGUGGGUGGUUCUAACGCUGACGACUCUGCAGACGGCCAAAUGGCGGCGGCAGCAGCAGCAGCAGCAAUGGCAUCUGCUCACGGCAUCCCGUCCAAGCACAGUGUUUCGCCGGCUGAUUAUCAGGGAAAGCGAGAGAAGAGUGACAAAGAAAGCAAAUCCAAGGUCUCUGUCUCGGGGAGUUCGGGCGACAGUGGGAAGAAAUCCUCCGACUCCAAGAACGGCGGGGGGACGGGCGUGGCCAAGAUCAUCAUCAGCAAGCACGACGGUGGUUCUCCGAGCAUCAAGGCCAAGGUGACCUUGCAGAAGCCAAGUGAUGGCAGCGGCGACGGCUUAAGACCGCAGAUCACCGGAGCAAAAAACUAUGGGUCGCCUUUGUUCAGCGGGUCGACGCCAAAACACGAACGUUGUUCCCCGAGCUACAGCAAGUCGCCCGCCUACACCCCUCAAGGUGGCGACAGUGGCAGCGAGUCUGGCUCGUCCUUCGCUGAGAAGUCCCACCAGAACAGUCCAAGCUCGGACGACGAUGUCCGGCCGCUCCCCGAGUAUAGUUUGGAAAAGCAUAAAAAGCACAAAAAGGAGAAGAAGAAAGGGAAGGACAAGGAUCGCGAUCGGGACCGAGACAGGGAGAAGAAAAAAUCUCACUCUAGUAUUAAAGCAGAGAGUUGGUCAAAGUCUCCGAUAUCGACUGACCAAUCCUUAUCUAUGGCAGGGAGCACAUCCAUGAACUCCGAGAGGUCAUCUCGCCCCAGCCCGGCAUUUUUGAUUGGCGAUGAUGAUGAACUCAUGAACGUUGCUCUGAUUGGUAAUUAAAAUGAAGUGCUUUGUUCAUAAACCAUGAGAGUCUGUCAACAGUACUGUGAUCACAUUUUGUUCCCAAGUGUGAGGAGGUUCUUGGCUUUAUCUCCAAUCUUGGCAGAUGUCUCAUUCGCACACAAAAGGUUUUUAAAAUUACCAAUUAUUUUUAAUGUCAACAACCAAUUCUCAAACAGUGUACAUAAAAUGAAACCAUUUUCUGUAUAUCUUUGAGUGGGGCGGAGGGGGGGGGGUGCUUUGUCAAGUCCUACAUGAACAUCCUUAAUCUUCCUUUUCAGAAGGGGACUAGAUUGAAAUUAAGCCAAUGAAGGUCCUUUGCCCAAGGAUUGGUUUGGCUUUCUUCAGCAGAGCUUAAAACCUGAACCUGGCUGCAUCCUAUUUGUGUUUGCCUCCCAUAUGUGAAUGCUCAUUUUUUUAUUGACACAAAACUAUUUUAAAGUCGGAAGAGGUUGCUCUAUUGUGUGUUAAAGCCAUUCAUAUUUUUUUUCUAAAAAAACAAAAUGGCCUGAGUGUUUAAUCUUCUUGACUCCCAACCCUGGUGCAAGAGAUAGAUUUUAUUUAACUAUUAGUUAGGUCCAGAUUGUUUUACAUAAAACCUAAUAUGCUUUUAAUGUGCUUUAUUUUUAACUAUUUAUUAAUCUCUUAAUUUCAGAAUUGAAAUAAUUUUAACAGCUUCUAAAGCUUUGUUAAAUCAUUUUAAUGUCAAAUGUGUAUAUUGCUUUAAAUGCACAGUUUGCAGUACAAUGCUGAUUUCUCUCUUGAUUAUUCUUCCAAAGAGCCAGAAUGCAUUUGUAUGAUUAUUUUGCAUUGACAUUUUAAAGCUGAUGGUUCUGCUUGUUUGGAGAAAGUUUCUAUCAUUUUUCUCCAGCCUUCUGCCUCAAUUGAAAGUUUGAGAAUGCGUAUUACAGAUUCCAACACCCACUUUGUCUCAGUUUCACGACCUGGUCUGGACGAUGGUGUUCAAAUUUAAACCACACGUGUAAACUGAAGGCAACCCAGCCAUUGUACUGGCCAAACUUCCCAAUAGUUCUUCCUGAUGCUUAUUUUGCUUGCCAUAAUUUUAUCCUCCGUGUAGCCAUUGAAUCCACAAGUGAAGGUUUGCCCACUUUGCAUUGAAUGAAGCUCCCGGAAGUUCACCAGUUAGUUACGUCUUGGCAUGGUUUCAUAAAAGCGGAAGCAAAAAGCUAUUACAUCCCUGAUAAAACCACAAACCCAAAGGCAAUAACUUUUUUCACCUUCCAAGAAUGAAGGGAAAUUGAUACCCAAGUGGAUAGUAAUUGCAGAAAGAUUAUACAAUGUCAAUGUUCUUGUGCAGCGAGUUCUCGUCCAUUUGAAGAGGCAAGUUGAAAGAAUCCCCAUUUAUGAUAUUUAUUGGAAUAGCAAAGCAUCUUUAAACAAAUUAAAUCACCCACACAAUAAGAUUGUUUAAAUAUUAGUCCAAUGGCCAUCUGCUAGAACAAUAAUGAACUGGAUAUCAGUUAGAAGCCAUAUUGUUGAGCCACGCGUCUACAUUCAAUACCCUGCAGAAAUAGAAAGAUAAAUGCUCUCUAAAUUGUUUUCUUGAUAGCAGAUUCCAAUAAUAGCUGAGAUCUCUCUUACGUGGCACGUGAAACAAUUAAAUGGUCACAGGAAAUAUUGGACCCCUCAAUAAUACUCUUAGGAUCCCUCCAAAUUAUAAAAUGGUUCAGGUCUUAACGGUAGUUCAGAUAUUGCAGGGUCCCAUGUUGUCAUCCAGUGUGGCCAAAUCAAUCAGUCAUUGGAUUUGCCAAAUAGAUAUUCACAGGAAUUUUUCUCAUUUGGUUAAUGUUUUUUUUAAAUUUGCGAUAGCAAAUGCAUAAGCUGUCAGAAGUCGUUCAGAAUGUGAGGCCAUGGGUUGUCCAGAGAAAGCCUUUCCUGCCAUUCGGUGAGGUCUAAACUGUGAUCAAAUUCUUCAUCCCAAAAAAUCCACCACUUUAUGUACCUUCCCAUGCCCAAAAAAGGCAUUGGUUUAUUCUUGUCACUUGUGUGGAGAUACAGUGAAAGUCUUUGCGUGCUAGGCUGGGACAUCAUACCAUGCCCAAGUACAAUACAGACAUACAGACAAGAAACAACAACAGACAGAAUAAAGACAAAAAUAUUUAGUGCAGAAUAUGAUGAGACAGCUACAGUAAAAGUGUAGAUUAGAAAAAGUUCAAAGGCCACAACAAGGUAGGUUAGGAGCUGGGGACAACGUCCAUAGAUUGAGAGAUCUGUUCAGUAGUUUGAUAAUGGCGGGGACGAAGCUGUUCCCAAAUCUGGUGGUACAUCCUUUCAAGCUUUAUCUUCUGCCCAACGGAGGUAGAUAGAAUAGGGAAUGACCUGGGUGUAAGUGGUCCUUAAUUAUGCUGGCUUUAUGCUUUCCCAGGGCAGCGUGCGGUGUAGAUAGGGUGACCGGGGCGAGGGUGAGGGGGGUGAGGCUGGUUUGUUUGAUGGACUGGGAUGCAUUACAAAUUCUUUGCAAUUUCUUGCAAUCUUGGCCAAGUUGUGAUGCAUCUCGAUAAGGUGCUUUCUGUGGUGCAUCUGUAGAAAUCGGUAAGAGAUAUUGUCAAGUCAAGUCAAGUCACAUUUAUUUAUAUAGCACAUUUAAAAAAACAACUCUCGUUGGCCAAAGUGCUUUACAUUUGUUAUAAGAAUAGUCUAAACAUACAAACUACAUGCAUAUAUACAUAUAGCCCUCGCUCAGUGGACGUCAGGAAAGGCUUGGGAGUAUAGAUAAGAUUUUAGUCUUGACUUAAAGGAGUCAAUGGAGGGAGCAGUUCUGAUGGGAAGGCGGAGGCUGUGGGCUUACCAAAUUUCCUUAGUCUUCUGCGGUAGUCGAGGCAUAGCCGUUCUUUCUUGGCCAUAACGCCAGUGUCAUAUUAGUGUGUAUUUAAAAAGUCAGCCACCAGUUUUCAAUUUGGGCAGUGCAAAUUAUCUAUUAUCUUAAGGCAGUUUGUAAUGCUACUUGUGAAAGAUGAACCCAAAGUGUAUUUCUUCCCAUUUGAAUUUGAUCUAACUAAGGCUCAAAAGUCAAUUUACUAUAUUGAUAAGUUAUAGCAUCAUGGAAAUAUACCCUAUAGGAAGGGGCCAAUUGGCCCACACCAGUCAAAAACGAACACCAUGGAACUCAAACCCUCUCAGCUCUCAAUCCAUUGUCCUCAAUAAUUGCAUGUCAAACGCUCAUCCAGCUGAUUUGUAAAUGCAAUGAUGGUUUCUGCUUUCAGGCAAUGAAUUCCAAGCCUCUCUUGUUCUUGGGCUGUCUGUUUUUCCCUCCACUCUUUUAAUUGUUUUAAAUCUCUGCCCCCUUUAUUGGCUUGCCAGCUGAAGGAAGUAGAUAAUUUCUGUUCACCCUCGGCCUUUAAUAGUUUAAUACACUGCCUUUAUGCCUCGACACCGGUCCUGGCUGGGAGCCAUUGAUUCUUACAGGGUAGAGAACCCAGUUUGCUUUGUCUUUAUGCAGCUAUUUUCUGUAAGCUGUGGCAGUGGCUGUCAGCAGCUUCGACUGUGAAGGGUGUUGGCCCUAAACCCAAUCCUCUUGCCUAAAAUCUCAGGUUCCAGCAAAUAUCAUAAGAUGGGAAUGGGGAGCCCUGGUUGAAUUCCCCAGGCCAUUGACUGUCCUGUCCUGUCCUGAUAACAUCAUCUUGCUCAGCAGAAAUAAUGAACACCCCAUUUUUCUACUCUGGAUGUCGAGAUGAGACGUAACUUGGAGAAUGCUGCUUUUGAGUGCGAGAAUUAUUGUAUAAAGCAAAGAUACUUUUCUUAUAAAGAAGAAAAAGUUGUGGAACUUCAAUCGGGUGUUAUUGGGAAGUAUUUUGUUCAAGAUUGCCAACCACAGUUAAAUAUGCAAGGGUAAAACUACUUUGUUAAAUCAAUUGAAUAUGAAGACAUUCACUUACAUUGGCAGUAUUAAGAGUUAAAGCUUUUUGAAGAAUGUUUCUCAAAAUGAAAUUGGCUUCUGUCAUUAAUGACAGCUUAUAUUAAACCUAACAUUUCAAAUACACAAGUUUACAUUAGUAUUGUUUUUGUGGCUCUACAAGUCAGAAUUGCUUUCACAUUGAUUCGUGUUAAAGGCUUGGUCUUAGAAAUGGUGUACUUCUGAUUACAGUGUUGAGACCGCUGGUUACUGUUUAGCAACUCUGAAACUUAGUUCAGUGGAUACAUCGUCAAGAUGCUACAGAUUUCUCCACCAUUAUCCUUUUAAGAUGAGUGCUAUGAUAAAUUAUAAAAGCAGAACUUUACAGAGGCAGGCUAUUUGGCCUGAGUGAUUAUUUUUGUGCCACUUCCUAUCCACUCUCUUCCUCUCUGCAUACAUCCAUUGAGUACUAUCCAAAUUUAUUCUGACUGAAUAUUUAUGGACUCUGCCUCAACCUUUGGCAGAAGACUACCAAUAUUACAAAAUCUCUAUCAAUCAAAAAAAUUACAUUGAUCCUUUAGCAGUGACUUCAAAUUGGUACAAAUUGUUUGGGGGGAAAAUUCGAAAGUGGUCCAAAUCCACAAAUGGUCCGAAGUUGAGAGAGAAAAGUAGAUUGUGACUUGGGAGUUGGACAAUUUACUUAUAGUGACUCCACCGCCAACAUUGAAACAAUCUUUUACUUUCAGCCGCUCCCUGCGUGAUUUGCAGUCUGGUCCCUUCUGCAACUCAUGCAUAUAAAAUCUAAAAUUUGCUUAUGAAAUUUGGAAAUAUUCAGACAAGUAGAACUAAUUUAAGGUAUUGAAAUCAAACUACCAUUCAAAGGGCAGGAGGAGAUCGCAAAGAAUUUAAGAAAAUGUUAAUGCCUUUAUUGUGUAUUAAAUUGUGGAUAAUUCAGGCAAGGUAUUGAUGCCGUCUCAAUUAUCUGUGAAUGAUAAUUAUAAAGAAUGAAACAAAGCCCCAUUUCAGGUAAGAUUGAUAUAUAUAUAUUUGAGGUUGGAAUCGUAACAUCUGGAUGUGGCUGUCAAUCUUCCAAUGGCUUUAAUUUAAUACUCUGGCUAAUUUGCUGCAGGAUAUUAUGCCAAUCACCUUGAGGACUAAGGUGAUCUUGUACAAGGCGAAGCAUUAUAAAUUGGAUUGUCACGUGGUCUAUUUCUAAUCUGUGCUGAGUUUAAAUAGUCUAAGCUCGACUUUUCAUCCCCAGGUCGGGGGGGGAGAAGAAUUCUUUGGGACCAGUUCAUUAUUAUUGCACAGUAUUCUCGGCCAUGUUGCAAACGGGUUGAUGUGGGAGUGUGUAGGAAGGAGCUGCGGAUGCUGGUUUACACUGAAGUUGGACACAAAAUGCUGGAGUAACUCAGUGGGACAGACAGCAUCUUUGAAGAAGGGUCUCGACUCAAAAGGUCACCCAUUUCCUCUUUCCAGAGAUGCUGCCUGUCCCGCUGAAUUACUCCAGAAUUUUGUGUCUAUCUUUGUUGAUAUGUGAGUGGAUGGAUGAGGAGGCGACGGAAAGGAUGGUCAGGCAAAAUCUAUUCAUAAGGUUAUAAGUGAUAGGGAGUAGAAUUAGGCCAUUUGGCCUAUCAAGUCUACUCUGCCAUUCAAUCAUGGCUUAUCUAUCUCUCCCUCCUAACUCCAUUCUCCUGCCAUCUCCUCAUAACCUCUGACACCGAUACUAAUCAAAAAUCUAUCCAUCGCUGCCUUAAAAAUAUCCACUGACUUGGCCUCCACAGCCUUCUGUGCGAAGAAUUCCACAGAUUUAAAGAAAUGUCUCCUCAUCUCCUUUCUAAAAGAACGUCCUUUAAUUCUGAGACUGUGAACUCUAGUCCUAGACUCUUCCACUAGUGGAGACAUCCUCUCCACAUUGUGGUAUUCAACAUGGUCAAAGUCCCAAACAUUGCCCUAAAUAGUGGCACAUUACUUUGAGGACAUCCUUGAAACCAUCCCAGCAAUCCUUGGUGACAGCAGAAACUAAUUUGGAAUUUUAUUCUCAAAAUUAUGUGUUAAAACCCCCCCAAAUUAGGGAGCCAUUUUGAAAUGUCCAGUGGAUGUUUGAGAUUAUUGGUCUGCCUGUGUAAAGAAGCAAAAAUCAAUAUAUUUGAAAGAAAAAAUCCAAAUCAUUUUCUGGAAACAUUCAUUUUUAAAACAAAAACUAUUUUUAUACCUAUUUUGGCAUAAAACCUUGACAUUUCUUUGUACAGUGAUGGGUUAAGGACCCCUGUGUUUUCUUAACGCAUUUGUAACUAAAAGAAAAUGGUUGACUGUCUGGUGUUUUGUGAAAUAAUCUUUGUUUUGCUGUUCUGUCCAGCAGGUAAAUAAGUUGCGAAUAUUCUCCUCGGUUAGUGCCAUACCCUUUUUUGCAAAAUGUAAAAUAUUUUCCCAACAUUUUCAUAACUGAGAAUGUUACUUUGCAGAGAAAAAUAAACCAAUGUUAUUGUUCACUUUUGGAAAUAAAUAAUUCAGCAGGACAGUG